Molecule: messenger RNA, 1734 nt
Organism: Metarhizium acridum CQMa 102
Lineage: Eukaryota; Fungi; Ascomycota; Sordariomycetes; Hypocreales; Clavicipitaceae
Source: RefSeq, a predicted model, not a curated record
AUGGCGGGAAUCUAUACAAAACUAGAUUCUCAGGUAGACCUUCACGGAUUCACAGAUGUGGACGGAGAGGCAAAGUCAGAGUCUUCAUCCGCGAAAUUGCCGGUUAAAGAAUCGAACAAACUGGACGCGGCUGCUCAUGAUAAAAAGUCUGGUAUACACAUCCGGUCGGCAGUCAUGGCCACCCUUUUGCGCGUCUAUAAUGACCAGGCUCUUUCUGAAUGGAGGGCUCCUCUCUCUAUCAACACCGUUGUGGCAAUUCUAACUGCCAUUCUCAAGGGCGUGCUGGCUGUGCCUAUUUCGGGCGUACGACCAGGCGAGCCGUGGUGCCUGGGCUCCGCCAUACUUGUCUUUACCCAGUUCCGUGGGCGGAGCGUGUCAUCUGUCGCUAGUUUUGGUGCUGCUCUUGCCAUUCUCUCCCUGGCAAUCGAUCCUUUCUCUCAAGCAUACGUUUCGAUUACUACGUGUGUGCGAAGUCUCCCGAACUUGGCGUAUAUCCCUCGCGUAUGCCAUGUAAGAGGCACAAUAAUAGGGCCAAAUGAUGAGUCAGAACGCUCUAUUUCAGCUGAUAUGCAAUCUGCUAUCUUCGCAGGCAUCUAUUCGCCACCGGCGAACAGCUCUGUCAUCACCGAUGUUACUUGCUCCACAGGAAAUUGCUCAUUCCCUGUUCUUUUUACCACACUCGACAUGUGCCAUUCUUGUUCCGAUAUUUCCGAUCAGGUACUGAAGCUUGACAAUAAGACAUGGCUCUUGCCCGGCUACGGGUCGACGGUAUCACCAUCCUUCAAGAACUAUUACGGGAUGUAUUUGGUCAAUAUGACCACCUCUGCAAAUACAAGAGCUAUAUUAGGUCCCGAAAAGCCAAGGAUUAGCCUGUCUGAUUUUCAGAUAUUGGCUCUCAAAUGCCAAGGACUAUAUGACUGUAGUCAUGAGAUAGAUAGUGCGACAUAUACAGCCAUCGCCUUUGAAUGUAGCCUCACGCCGUGUGUCAAGACCUAUAUGGCUAAUAUGACAAAUCAUGUAUAUGCCGAACAUGAAGACAUACGGAAACGACAAUUUCUACAUCCCGGGCAACGUUAUGACUUUCCUGCCAAGUCCUUCGAUCUUGGGGUGAAUCGCACAUUCUAUAAUGGCAGCUGGAUCGACUGUCGCGCCUCUCAGAACAAAACCAACACACACACGGUGGACAUAUGCUCAUACAACAGCUAUCUUGAAUCUCUUCACGAACAUUACACUUAUCUUGAACCACCUCUUUAUUACCGCCCAGAAUGCACCUUUAAGGUUGGCUUUCACGAGGUAUAUACCAUGAAGGCAUUCACCGACGAAUUGUUCAGCGGGGCAACGGUGAGUUACGGAGAGCGCGGGCAUCCUCGGGGAGAUGCGUGGCUACUGAAGCUCUGGAAUUGGGGCCGGCUGGACAUUUCUACAGUUGACGCAUUUGCCAAGGGUCUUGCGACAUCCAUAGGCGCAACUUGGCGAAGGAACCCAAAAAGUCUCGGCAUCGAAGAAACCGAGUCAGAUCUGAAAAAAGCCGCGGAAGGUGUUGGAGCGACCUUUGAGCCGGUGGAUGGACGGUGGGAGUUUGACUACGAGCAGGGCAACAACGGCAUGUCAGAUGCCCUGCGCAGGCGAGCCCUCAUUGUCUUUGGGAGCAUUGAGCGCCGGGUACUUGAGAGCCGUGAAAACGGGGAACUGCCUUAUCAUAUGUUAGUGGAAGGAAACAACUAUCCGGAGUAG